This is a messenger RNA of Tachysurus fulvidraco (yellow catfish), 2933 nucleotides long. RefSeq names its product stromal cell derived factor 4 (gene sdf4). NCBI's taxonomy places the organism in Eukaryota, Metazoa, Chordata, Actinopteri, Siluriformes, Bagridae. Gene Ontology annotation, cellular component: endoplasmic reticulum. Gene Ontology annotation, biological process: calcium-ion regulated exocytosis. The transcript is spliced from 7 exons. Bases 223 to 1299 code for a protein of 358 amino acids. The record is from RefSeq and is a predicted model, not a curated record. Gene Ontology annotation, molecular function: calcium ion binding.
UUGGGACGGGCCCAUUGUCGUUUUAACAAUCAGCAGGAAGAGAUAUAGUCAUUGGUCUAAACUCUAUCUACAGCUGGCCACGUCAACCGGAAGUAUCCGCCCUGUAAACUUCAGAAUGCGAUGUGUUUAACGAAACGGAAGGCUGAGCGUUAUAACGAGGUUCCGUUUUCCGUCGUAAACAACUCAUUGAACUGUGUCUUCAGUUGAGGUUAACUGGCAGUCAUGUCCAGUACUAGAGGAGUUUGGUCAGGGAACCACUGGGCAGGGUUCUUUGCCCUUUUUGUGAUUUUGAUCAUCAACGUCCAAACACGGCCCGCAAACAUAUCAAUCCACAGAAACAACAAACAUGUAAACGGUAAAGAGAACGAGAACGAGAUCCUUCCCCCUGACCACCUAAACGGUGUUAAAAUGGAAAUGGACGGUCACCUGAACAAGGACUUCCAUCAGGAAGUGUUUCUGGGAAAGGAGAUGGAGGAGUUCGAAGAAGACUCCGAACCCAGGAAGAACCGCAAGAAAUUAAUCGAAAUUUUUAGCAAAGUGGAUUUCAACAAGGACAGAAGUGUCAGCGCUAAAGAGCUUCAAAGCUGGAUCAUGCAGAAAACAGAAGAGCACUUCCAAGAGGCGGUGAAAGAGAACAAAGUUAAUUUCCGUGCUGUAGAUCCAGAUGGAGAUGAGCACGUGACAUGGGAUGAGUACCGGGUGAAGUUUCUGGCCAGCAAAGGCUUCAAUGAGAAGGAAGUGGCUGAGAAGAUAAAAAAUAACGAAGAGCUUAAAUUGGAUGAGGAGACCCAGGAGAUCUUGGAAAGCCUGAAGGAUCGCUGGUUUCAGGCCGAUAACCCUCCAGCGGACCAGCUGCUGAACGAGGAGGAGUUUCUCUCCUUCCUUCAUCCAGAGCACAGCAGAGGCAUGCUGAAAUACAUGGUCAAGGAGAUCAUCAGAGACCUGGAUCAAGAUGGAGACAAAGAACUGACACUGUCAGAGUUCAUCUCUCUGCCCAUGGGCACGGUGGAGAACCAGCAGGGACAGGAUAUUGAUGAUGACUGGGUUCGUGAGAGGAAGAAAGAGUUUGAGGAGGUCAUCGACGCCAACCACAACGGCAUUGUCACUAUGGACGAGCUCGAGGAAUACAUGGACCCCAUGAAUGAGUACAACGCUCUUAACGAAGCCAAACAGAUGAUCGCUGUUGCUGACGAGAACCAGAACCACAGCUUGGAAUUGGAGGAGAUCCUCAAAUACAGCGAGUACUUUACCGGGAGCAAGUUCAUGGACUAUGCCCGCAAUGUACAUGAGGAGUUCUAGGACAUUCUCGCUAAUUCUGUAAAAAGAAAAAAAUAUAUAUAUUCUGACCCAACAGCUGAACAGGUUGGAUUUGCCUCCUAAGGAUCUGAUUGGCUCAUUGGAGUGUGUGUGUGUGUGUGUGUGUGUGUGUGUGUGUGUGUGUGUGUGUGUGUGUGUGUGUGUGUGUGUGUGUGUGUGUGUGUGUGUACAUGGAUGUUUGAAGCAGCUUUAACGUCCCUGUAAAGCAGUAAAACACUUUUCCUGGUGUUGAUAUUGAUUAAUAUUUAAAAUGAGAGCAAAAAAAAAUUUCUUUGAGGUAUAACCGGGUCUUACGGAUCCUCGUUGUAUAGAGAGAGAGAGAAGACUUAAAGUAGAUGAAGCCAUUGUGUGAAAAUGUAAAUAAUGUUCUUGAAAAAUGCUUUGACCUUUAGUUAUGUGAUUUUCUCAAGACGAUGCUCUUGACCUGUGGACACCUGCUGUUUCUGGAUUCCGAAACAAGAAUGUAACAGCAAUGUCACAAAAAAAGGUCAAACUGAAACAUGCACGUGUGUUUGCGUGCUUGUGUGUGUUUGUCUCUCUUCUCACACUGUUGCACUCAAGACUUUUAUUUUAUUAUAUACCCAUGUGCAUUUUCUUAAUUGACAAGGACUUAUUUUCCCCUCUCAUACAGCCAGUGUUUGUCUGCACAUCAUAAACGAGUAGUUAUUGACAUGAUGCAGCUUCCCCGUCCGCCUUUCAUAUCUCUCUGAGAAGGAGAGAUUAUGGAUUCUUUUUAAAACUUUGUAAGGACAUUUUGUUUCAUUUCUAGGUGAUUGUUUUUUUUUUUUUUUUUUUUUUCCCCUGUUCACUGGAAAAACAAGCUGCUGUUAAUAGAAUCUGGAUCUUGUGUUCAUUAGCUUUUAUGUAACAAGGAUCCUAGGCUCUCUGAAUCAAAUACAAUGCAAAUGAUUUGUUUUAUUGUUUAUUUCUGAUUCUCCUUUCUAAGACUAAAGUAUUUAACUUUAACUCCAGUUUUCGUUUUAUACUUCUGGUGUUUAGCGUAGAUUAAAUUAGGUGUAUCGAUGUAUUACUUCAUUUUCCGUAAAGAAUAUGCUCUUAAAUUUGACAGGUUUUGUUUCAGUAAUAUUUAAUAGGUCCUCUAAUUCUUCUGUGCACUGUAUCCGAUUCCAUUAAUCUAUAUGCUCAUAAGUAUGCGCUCUCUCUCUCGGCUAAGUUAUUACCAUCUCGUGCUUGAUGUGAGUUGAUGAAGCCAUGCAUGCACAGUGUGAUGCCCAUGUCUUGUGGAAAUGUUUGAUUCACAUUUUAUUUCAGCUGCUGAAUAUAUUUUAUGCAUUAAACAAUGCUGGGUAAAUCGAGUUAAACCUUCACCUCUAUUCUGUCUAUAGUUAAAAAAAAAAAAGAUAGAUCACAUUUCCACAUCACUGAUCCAGAGCAUACAUUAGAAAAAAAAUUAUAUUUGUACAAUCAUUUAGGGUGAAUAGAUGUUUAUGGUAAUGUUUUUUGUUGUUUUUUUUAAUCAGAGAAUGAUCAGAUUUCUUUACACUUCGUUUCCGAAGCCCGUGUCCUAAAUCCUUCUGAACCACUUCACCAUCUUUUCCACAAUGAAAGUUAUUCUCGAUUUUCUUUAUUACUGAAUAAAUUGGACUUCAAAUGUU